AUUAGGUGUAUUUAAUAACUCCAUCUUUAUGCUUCCUUCAUAUUUUCCUUUGCUACAGCAGUAACAGAACAUUCACCGGGUAACACAGACAAAAACCUGUGCAUUAAACAUGUACCAGAAGACUACUGCUGUUUUGUUCAUAAUUUUGAUCAUCACUUUCCAAGGAGAAGGAAAAAGCAGUUCUGAGGAUGAAGGUGGAAGCCUUUUUAAUUAUGCUCUACUGAUUGGAGGAGCAGUGGCAGGUGUGGUAGCUGCUCCUGUAGUUUUGGGUUUAGCUGGUUUCACAUCAGCAGGUAUUGCAGCGGGAUCUGCUGGAGCCAGCUUAAUGUCUACAAGUGCUAUAGUCAACGGAGGAGGAGUUGCAGCAGGAGGUUUGGUUGCAACUCUACAGUCUGCUGGCACUGGACUGGGUUUGGCAGGAAAAGCUGUGGCUGCUGCCAUUGGAAGUGCAACAACUUAUGCAGUGGGCAAAAAGAAUAGCAAGGAUGAGCACUAAAUAAGACACAUUUAUUGCAGAAUGUCCAUUCAGCCACAGACACCUUCUAAAUUGUACUCUGCAUGCCUAACUUUUUAAUCUGCCUCUACACCUCUAUAUAUAAAUAUAUAAAUGAUUGUACCACUAAACAAACAUGGUAACAAAUACCAAUUAGUCUUACCAAAAGCAAUUGCAAGUAGACAAGCUUGAUAAAACUCUCUGUGUGAUUAGCAUUAUUUCUUUCAGUGUUGUAUAUUUUUUCCAUAGAAUUUCAUUACAACAAUUUAUUACUGGCUGAUAGUACAAGAAAUAAACAUACCUGAAAUGAA
Erpetoichthys calabaricus (reedfish) is the source of this 804-nucleotide messenger RNA. Its product is annotated as interferon alpha-inducible protein 27-like protein 2A. Gene Ontology annotation, biological process: apoptotic signaling pathway. Lineage: Eukaryota; Metazoa; Chordata; Cladistia; Polypteriformes; Polypteridae. The coding region runs from base 110 to 496 and encodes 128 amino acids. The transcript has 5 exons. The record is from RefSeq and is a predicted model, not a curated record. Gene Ontology annotation, cellular component: membrane; mitochondrion.